Molecule: messenger RNA, 813 nt
Organism: Lottia gigantea (owl limpet)
Lineage: Eukaryota; Metazoa; Mollusca; Gastropoda; Lottiidae
Exons: 2
Biological process (GO): mitochondrial calcium ion homeostasis; calcium import into the mitochondrion
Cellular component (GO): mitochondrial inner membrane; uniplex complex
Source: RefSeq, a predicted model, not a curated record
CAAAAAACAAUAUGGCUGCCAGAUUAACUACUCUAUCUAUAAAUGCUGUAAAAAGGCAAAUUUUACUGCCAUCGAAGGCGAAAGCAGUAAAACCAAUGGUGCAACAACGUACUGUGUUUACUGAGACUGGUGCAAUAUGUCCUAAACCGGAAAUUACACGUCUGGGUGUGCUGAAAGUAAUGGCGUUGAUCAUUCCGUGUAUGACAUUGGGUGGAUACAUCAGCCGAGAGUUCGCAUCCUUGCUGGAAGAACACGAUAUAUUCUUCCCUGAUGAUGACGAUGACUAAAGUCUGAUGAACGUUGUUAUGUCUGUGAUAAUGAUUUAGAUAGAUCGUAGUAAAGAGUAGUGUAGUUUUGCUCGAGUUUUAUAAGUUUUCAACAAUAUUAGAAGUCAGAAAUAGUUGUGAACUGCUGCUAAAUGAAGUAAUCAGAGACCAUGGGAAUGCUUUGAAAGUAAAUCUUCUAGCCAUGAAUAUAAAUAAGCUGAAAAUUACUUAGAGGAAUUAGUACAAGUGGAAACUGGAAUCUUUCAAACAUAGGCACUUGAUGUUGUUGCUAAUUUUGGUUAGGAGUAUAUGAAUCAUAUCAAAAGGCUAAUAUUAAAUAGAAGUAGAAAUAGAGUAUAGACUGUGUUCAGAUAACUUGGGAAACAUUAUCAACACUGCCUUGUGUGUUACACAGAUUCCGAAUAUUCUGCUAUCAUAUUGAUACUUAUAGUGUGUUUAUGAUCAUAAAAUCAUUCGAUACACGUACACGCUCUCAGUACUGUUGCAAAAUGACAUUACUCGCACUUACACUUAGUUUGGUUUAAUG